Aspergillus steynii IBT 23096 is the source of this 2470-nucleotide messenger RNA. Its product is annotated as threonine/serine exporter family protein. Gene Ontology annotation, molecular function: transmembrane transporter activity. The record is from RefSeq and is a predicted model, not a curated record. Gene Ontology annotation, biological process: transmembrane transport. The transcript has a single exon. Lineage: Eukaryota; Fungi; Ascomycota; Eurotiomycetes; Eurotiales; Aspergillaceae. Bases 407 to 2452 code for a protein of 681 amino acids.
GGGACAUCCGAUGCUGCGAUGGUCGACAGGGGGAGAGAUCCGAUGUGAUGGCGGACGAUUCCCACCAAGGGUCAGGCAGAGAUGCAGUUGUUAUGGUAGCACUCGAAAUACAUGUUUCACACGCAAAGUGUCCUAUCGGAUCCUGUUUCUGGGAGCACAGAUGACGAAAGAGGUAGCCAGGAUGGUUCCGCGUGGGUCGAUUAGCGUCCUGGCCAUGUCUUAAACUCCACUGAAUGGAGAAAUUGCUGGUCCCAACAGAGACAACCGAGGCUGGAUCCGAGGAAAAGCUUGUCUGACCACAUUGUGCGGAGGAUCGCUCUGCGAAUCCCACGGCUUUGACUGCGAUUUAGCCUCUCGUUCAUAGCUGGCCAGGCCAUGGGAAUGGGCAAGAUCGCGUCCCGACAACAUGGCAGAAGAGAUCCCUCUCGAAACUCGUCACCGCCGUGAAGAUAGUACCGCCACGUAUCACAGACGGACCUGGUCGGAACGAGAUGUUGCCAACGAGGCAGAUGGCCUGAUUUUGAACACCCCAUCUCCGCCGCCUGACUUGACUUCCCAGGAUGGCUUUGCACAGCGAGUUCGACGCGCGGCAUCGAGGGUUGGAGCACGACUGGGCCGUGAUCCUGACGGUGGGGACGCGUUGAAUGCUAGUCUUCACCCCGAGGGGUACGGUGCCAUCGACGAUAUCCAGCUGGCCGAGCUGAUGGAGGCGGAUCUACACGACGAUACGUUUCGGUUGAAGCUUCGGAAUGCGUUGGAUUCUGAGGCGCACACCCUGGCACAAGGACUGGGGCUAAGAAACCUUCAUCCCGUGGGACAGACCGUUGGGAACGGCGAAGAAGUCAAUGGCGGAGUGCUGUCGCAUCUGGUGCAGAGCUAUACCGGCCACCGACGCCAAUUCAGCGAAAGUACCCUGUCUGUUGCCUCCGUUGCCUCUGUCGAGUCCACCGCUUCUCAAGAUUCGCAGACCGGCAAAACGAAAAAGCCUCGCAAACAGAAAUGGUACGACGAGGGCGAAGAUGAAUCUCGGGUGAACGGGAAGGCGAAGGGAAAGGGGAAAGAGAAAGCAAAGUUGAGGGGGAAAGGAAAGAAACGUCAGGUCCAGCUGACCGAGAAAAUCGGCGCCAUUCUCGCUCGCCAGCAGUAUAUGAUGCGUCUCUGUCGCGCGUUGAUGAAAUACGGGGCCCCUACGCAUCGUCUGGAGGAAUACAUGCAGAUGACCGCCAACGUGCUGACCGUGCAGGGCCAGUUCAUGUAUCUUCCAGGCUGCAUGAUCAUGUCCUUCGACGACCCCCUGACGCAUACGGCUGAGGUGAAAGUCGUCAGCGUGGUCCCGGGGCUGGACUUGGGACGCUUGGCCAUGACCCACAACGUCUAUAAAAAUGUGAUGCAUGGCAAAUUAGACGUCGACCAGGCGAUCUCGGACUUGGAUGAGCUGAUGAAGCGCAAGAAUCGGUAUCACAAACCCUGGGUCAUGGUGAUUCUGUCUGGUCUGGCCAGCGUGGCCGUUGGGCCCUGGGGCUUCGACGCUCGGCCAAUCGACAUGCCCGUUAUCUUUCUUCUGGGCUGUUUGCUGGGUAUCUUACAGCAUGUACUUGCCCCAGCGUCGGCCAUGUACUCGAACGUAUUCGAGGUUAGCGUGGCGAUCCUGGUCUCUUUUCUGGCCCGCGCAUUUGGAAGCAUUCGCGUCGACGGGCAACCGGUAUUUUGCUUUCCUGCCAUGGCCCAAGCCUCGAUUGCUUUAAUUCUUCCGGGAUACUCCGUGCUGUGCAGCAGCCUGGAAUUACAGUCUCAUCAAAUCGUGGCCGGAUCUAUCCGACUGGUGUACACUAUCAUCUACUGCCUGUUCUUGGGCUACGGAGUCACGGUAGGAAUCACCAUCUAUGGCCUGAUGGACAGCCACGCGACGACGGAGGCCUCGUGCCCUGCCGAGAGUCUGCUCGUUUAUGGAAACGACUACAUCCACCGCUUCGUGUUUGUGGCAAUCUACUGCGCCAUAGCCGGUGUCAUCAACCAAGCCAAGUGGAAACAAAUCCCCAUGAUGGUCUUCCUCGGUCUGAGUGGAUAUGUCACCAACUACUUCGCCAACAAGGCGCUUGACGGAAGAUUGGCGAGCACGAUCGGGGCUUUUACGAUCGGACUGCUUGCUAAUCUCUAUUCCCGAGUGUGGCAUGGCCAUGCAGCAGCUGUGAUUGUGCCGGGAAUGUUCACAUUGGUCUCUUCAGGAUUGGCAACCAGUGGAUCCAUCAUGUCGGGGUUGGCUUAUGCUGCCGCCGUGAAGAACAACACAGCCGCCGACGAUGAUUCUUCUAGCGGAUCGUUGCAGGACUCUCUGUCUGGAUUGGGGUACAGCAUGGUGCAGACGGCGUUGGGUAUUACUGUAGGGCUCUUUCUCUCCGCGUUGGUGGUUUAUCCAUACGGAAAAAGGAGGAGUGGCCUAUUUAAUCUAUGAUGCUAUCUACGAUAUUGG